Spizellomyces punctatus DAOM BR117 is the source of this 2144-nucleotide messenger RNA. RefSeq lists its product as uncharacterized. The transcript has 7 exons. Bases 32 to 2017 code for a protein of 661 amino acids. NCBI's taxonomy places the organism in Eukaryota, Fungi, Chytridiomycota, Chytridiomycetes, Spizellomycetales, Spizellomycetaceae. The record is from RefSeq and is a predicted model, not a curated record. Gene Ontology annotation, biological process: protein peptidyl-prolyl isomerization; protein folding. Gene Ontology annotation, molecular function: peptidyl-prolyl cis-trans isomerase activity; protein binding.
CUGCAACAUUCAACAUUCCGAAUUCGUAAAAAUGGCGGAUGUUGCAGGGUUGAGAAGACGACGAGACCAGGAGGAGGAAGAUGUAGAUGGGGAUCCUAAAAGAUUGCGAAUCGAUUCUCAGGAGCGCAGUGAAGGUGUUGCCCCUCAAGCGAUACCCGCAGACGAUGACAGUGACGACGAUGUGGGGCCGAUGCCCGAGGCUCCAGAUAUUAGCACGACGAAGAAAAAAAAGACAAGAGUUCUCAUGCACGAGCGAUUGUACCUCGACAAUCUCCCCUCGGCUGAUAUGUAUGAGAGAAGUCUUAUGCACAGGGACGUAGUCAACUUUGUCGCCGUAACAAGAACGGACUUUUUAAUUACAACAUCGGUCGACGGGCACGUGAAGUUUUGGAAGAAAACGGAAAAGGGGAUUGAAUUUGUGAAGCAUUUCCGAUCACAUUUGGGUGCAGUUGUUGCUAUUAAUGUGAGCGAUGAUGGUACUCUUCUCGCAACUGCGGGAGCGGAUAAGGCCUUGAAAAUAUUUGACGUCGUAAAUUUUGAUAUGAUCAACAUGAUGAAGUUGAGCUACCUUCCGAAUGCCGUGUGUUGGGCGUAUCGGAAGGGCCAGGCGCAAGCGCUACUGGCCUGCUCCGAUCGAGAGUCGUCAGCCAUACAUCUAUAUGAUGGUAGAGGUGGCCCCGAUUCACUCUUCACAAUCAACAAUUUGCAUGUCGAUCCAGUUCAUAUCAUGCGUUAUAACCCGGUAGCGGAUGUGAUUGUCAGUGUGGAUAGCGGAGGAAUGGUCGAGUAUUGGCAUCCCGAUGUGGAUAGCGGGUAUACUUUACCUAGCCCGCCUGUGGUUGACUGGGAAUUCAAAAGCGACACUGAUCUUUAUGAAUUCAAAAAGGCGAAGAAAGCACCCUCUUCCCUGACCUUUUCGCCAGAUUUUUCUAAAUUUGUCACAUUUGGAUUCAGUGAUCGACAAAUUAGAGUUUUCAAUUUCCGUAGUGGCAAGCUGAUCCGCAAGUAUGAUGAAAGCUUGACUGUAGUGUCCGAGAUGCAGCAGGCUGGAACCGCCAUAUACUCGUUAGACGACAUGGAGUUCGGACGACGCUUGGCCAUUGAACGAGAGAUAGAAAAGGUGAAAGGUGGACAGAGUGCGACAGCAAAUGCAGUUUUUGACGAGUCGGGCAACUUCGUGAUAUAUCCCACACUUCUUGGGAUUAAAGUAGUGAAUAUUCGAACCAACAAGGUGGUGCGGCUUAUCGGCAAAGCCGAGACACAGAGAUUCCUGAAUGUGGCAUUAUAUCAAGGAGCUCCUCGAAAGAAGGGACUGAUUACACUUGCAAUGGCGGCGUCGGACAAUCCGGUGUACAAAGAGACCGAAGCUCUGGAUCCGACGCUUUUUUGCACGGCAUAUAAGCGGAACCGGUUCUACUGUUUUUCGAAACGUGAUGCCGAUUCUGAGGAAUCAGGUGGCAGCAGCACAGGACGCGAUAUAUUUAACGAAAAGCCUUCUCGCGAAGAGCAGACCGUUGCGGCAGCACAGUCCAAUCUUUCGCGCACACUUGGAAGCUCUGCCAUAAUUCAUACAUCUUAUGGCGACAUUCACGUUAGAUUGUUUCCCGAGUAUGCCCCCAAGGCGGUCGAGAACUUUGUGGGCCUGGCGAAGAAGGGCUAUUAUGAUAAUGUGAUCUUCCAUCGAGUGAUCAAAGGAUUUAUGAUUCAAACUGGGGAUCCUUUUGGUGAUGGUACCGGAGGCGAAAGCUUAUGGGGUAACGAUUUCGAGGAUGAGUUCAACCGUGCGGUCAAGCAUGAUCGGCCAUACACCUUAAGUAUGGCGAAUGUUGGACCCAACACCAAUGGCAGUCAAUUCUUCAUUACUACAGUGCCAACGCCAUGGUUGGACAAUAAGCACACUAUUUUCGGACGAGCUACCGGUGGAAUGGAUGUCAUCCAGCGUAUUGAAGCUGCCAGGACAGACAAGACGGAUAAGCCCUUUGAAGAUAUACACAUCUUGAGUAUUGAAGUCCGGUAGAAUAAAGUGUACAUAUAACUGGUCUUGCGUGGCGAUUGAGUAUGCUCUAAUUUAACCGUCGUCUGUGAGCCCUCUAACAAUCAAGCUCAACAAAUGCUGCAAAACACCUCAGUGGCUGUAUGGCGGA